AUGAUUGAGGUUGUUUGCAACGACUGUUUGGGGAAGAAGGUCCACGUUAAAUGCAACACCAAUGACACUAUUGGGGACCUUAAGAAGGUGAUUGCAGCCCAAACUGGCACCCGUUGGAACAAGAUUGUCCUUGAGAAGUGGUACACGAUUUUUAAGAACCACAUGUCUCUAGGGGACUAUGAAAUCCAUAAUGGGAUGAACUUGGAGCUUUAUUACCAAUAGAGCAGACUUC
This is a messenger RNA of Nycticebus coucang (slow loris), 232 nucleotides long. RefSeq names its product ubiquitin-like protein 5. The transcript has a single exon. The record is from RefSeq and is a predicted model, not a curated record. Gene Ontology annotation, biological process: protein modification process; mRNA splicing, via spliceosome. Bases 1 to 222 code for a protein of 73 amino acids. Lineage: Eukaryota; Metazoa; Chordata; Mammalia; Primates; Lorisidae. Gene Ontology annotation, molecular function: protein tag activity. Gene Ontology annotation, cellular component: nucleus; cytoplasm.